Molecule: messenger RNA, 333 nt
Organism: Macrosiphum euphorbiae (potato aphid)
Lineage: Eukaryota; Metazoa; Arthropoda; Insecta; Hemiptera; Aphididae
Source: the annotation of a GenBank genome assembly
AUGAAUACUGGUGAUCAUUGUGAAGUUGAUGAAACAUUGAUUGAAGAAAAAAAUGAAGAAGAAAAAAUAAAUAAUAGAAUAAAUAAAAUAACUGCUGUAAGAACAGAGUCAGUAGUAUAUUUAAAAACUCAAGCUAAUCGAAUGAAAGAAGCAUCCGAAAAAAGAUUUUGUGAGGCAAAAGUUGAUGAAACCGUCAAAAUCAAAAUACCUGAUGUAGACAGAGCUCGCAGCGACCUUCGUUGUAUUCUUGGAGUUAAUCUAGCAGUUCAUGACGAUAACUAUAAGAUAGGAACUACCGAAGGACUAACUGAAGGAAAGUUGGAACACACAUAG